Racocetra fulgida is the source of this 870-nucleotide messenger RNA. The record is from the annotation of a GenBank genome assembly. NCBI's taxonomy places the organism in Eukaryota, Fungi, Glomeromycota, Glomeromycetes, Diversisporales, Gigasporaceae.
AUGGCAUGCGUCGCAGAAUACCCUCGUCCUCCUAAAUACUCUUCUUAUUCUUCUAACGAUGUGAAAUUAAAAGGAACUUAUGGCAAAGAGAAAUCAAAAAGAUCUUCUGGCAAAGCUUUUUUAAACAAAAUCAUUAGUCAAAUUAAGGAAAGUGGCUUAAAGAAGAAGUUAAAAGCUAAACUUUCAAAAUUUACUGAUGAUAAAACUCAAUAUUACGAUGACCCACAAAAUGAUGACUUAUAUGAUCAACCACCUCCUUAUGACCAGAACUAUAAUAAAGACCAUACAACAAUUACGAUUAAAGAAGAAUCUAAUUGGACUACAUCUUUUCCAAUCAGAAAUGAUGCUACUGUUUUUAAUAUCAAAGAAAAAAUUAAUGCACAAUAUAAUAUUGAGGUUGAUAAACAAAUUAUCCUUUAUCAAGACACUAUUCUAGAAAACAAUCAAAAAGUUAAUGACUUAAAGAUCAGCUCUGAAGAUGUCCUUUAUGUAGUUAGAAGGGUUAGAGUUACUCAAGAAACACACAAAGAACUUCAUACAAACUCUCCUAAAAACUCUUCUACAAGUGGUACAAUAAAAGUUAUCCUUCCAAACCGUGAACUUGAAUUAAGUGUAUCUUCUGAUAAUACUGUUGUUGAUCUGGAACGUAUGAUUUUUGAAAAGGCGGGCAUGGAAAUAUCAAGGAAGACAGCAACAGAUGGUCACCAUUGUGAUUAUUUCAAGAUUCAUUUAAAACUUGUUUUUAAAAAUAAAGUUAUAAGCGGAUCUCAUCAGACUCUUGCAACGAUUGGCAUUGUUCCUUGUAGCCCUGGUGAAAAAUAUUCCGCUUUUAAUGUCUUAUUUGCUAUUAUAAAACUUGGUGGUGGUUAA